AUGAAGUCUUCACACAACUGUCCACCGGAUGGAUCGUUCGCUCAGCCGCAUAAACUUGCACCUAACUUUGAAUGGUUGCUGCUUCAGACGGUGAUGCAAGAUCUUACCUACAUAGAUGAAAUGUCGCGUCGUGUGGAAGACAACGGAAUAGACAGUGAAGAACAAUAUUUUAAAGAAGGUGUGAAUUCGAUCAAGAUGGUCAAAAAUACAGAAAAGCUUGGAUCCGGGGGCUAUGGACAAGUGUACAAAGCGCUUGAUCUUGUAAAAUGCCAAAUGGUUGCCAUAAAAAUAGAAUCAAAAGAUGGUGCUUCAUCCAUGAUGGUACUGGAAGGCAACGUGCUUCGGCGUUUUCAGGACAGCAGGCAUUGUCCGCGUUUCAUUGCUUGCGGCCACUUUGGAAAUAGAAUCUUCAUCGUCAUGCAGCUUCUUGGAUCCAGUCUGUCAAAUCUGCGACGUUUGCAGCCGGGCCACAAGUUUACCAUUGGAACCACUGCUCGCGUAGCCGUCGAAGCCAUCGAAGCUAUUAGAGACCUUCACGCCAUUGGCUACGUUCACAGGGAUGUAAAACCAUCUAAUUUCGCAAUAGGAUAUGAUUCAUAUAAAUGUCGAACGCUUUACCUGCUUGACUUUGGUAUGUCAAGACGAUACAAAGAAAAAAACGGCAGCCAUCGUCCUCAGCGAGAGAUGGUAGGUUUUCGAGGAACAGUUCGCUAUGCUUCAUUGACGACACACGAAAAAAUGGAUUUGGGACGAAAAGAUGAUCUCACCUCAUUAUUCUACGUAUUGUUUGAAAUGAUCGCUGGUCAUUUACCAUGGAGAUACGCCAAAGAAAAGAGCGAAGUGGCAACACUGAAAUUAAUGUGCUCACCACCCAUCCUUUGCGAAAGUUUGCCGCCACAGUUUCUAUCAUACGUGGCGCAUUUAUCAGCAUUGAAGUAA
Soboliphyme baturini is the source of this 939-nucleotide messenger RNA. Lineage: Eukaryota; Metazoa; Nematoda; Enoplea; Dioctophymatida; Soboliphymatidae. The record is from the annotation of a GenBank genome assembly.